This is a messenger RNA of Paramecium tetraurelia, 987 nucleotides long. RefSeq lists its product as uncharacterized. The record is from RefSeq and is a predicted model, not a curated record. The transcript has a single exon. Lineage: Eukaryota; Ciliophora; Oligohymenophorea; Peniculida; Parameciidae.
AUGUAGAUUAUUAAAAAAUUAUUAAGUCCACUUUAAAAGCCUUACGGAUUAUGUUAAAAAUCAAGCUAAUCUUUACAUUAAAAUAUAUUCGAUUCGAUCCAAGAAGAAACUAAAGAAUCUGCGACACAAAGAAUUGAUAAUUCUUAAAUAUAAGGUAGAGUAGAAAUCAAUGAUUUUGAUGAAUAAACUGAAGAUGACAAUCUCGAUCAAGAAGAUUCAAUUUCUUUUGAUGAAAACAAUAACAACCAAGAUGGAAAACCGCUUAAAAAUGUUAGAUAACCUUCCAAGAAAAGAAUGAACAAUACUAAGUCAAGAAGUAAAAUAAAAUAACAAGGGACUAUGGACUCAGAUUAAACGAAGGAGAGUUAAGAUCAGGAAUCUAUAAAAUUUGAUGAUUAAGGUAAUCAAAUAAUCUCACCUAAUAAAAGAAGAAGAAAGGUAUCUUAAAUUUCAAAUAAUCUUAAUAAUAAUGAAAAUUAAUUGGAUGAUUUAGAAUUUAGAGAAAAUUAGGAUUUCUAAGAGAAUGGAUCUAAAUAAACAAAUUAACAUGGGAAGGUAGCUAGUAGAAGAAGGACUGUUCUAAAGGCAAAUGAAUCUAAAUAAUCUGAUGAAGAUCACCAUUCAGAAGAUGAUAAUGAGAUGGUAAUUCAAGAAGAGGAAUUAAGUGAAAAUGAAUUGGAAUCUGAAGUCAGAGAUUUAAAAAAGAAAGAAUAGGUUUACUAAUAAUAAGUGCAAUUUUAGCAUUCUUUUAAUAAAGAAAUUCUUAUAUAGAAUUAAUAGGAUGAUUAUUAGGAGAGUGAGGGUCCUUAAUCUUUUCGUCAAGAAAGGUUCAUGAUUUAACAUCCAAAUCACGAGAUUAUAAGUGUUUCAUUACUUGAUAGAUUUAUACAUUUAGAUAAUAUCUAUGAUUAUAAAUUUUUAUAAAGUUGGAAUUAUCAUAUAGCUAAAAUUAGAUAGGCUAAGUUUCUUGAUGAGUUUGAUAUUUGA